AUGUAAACCGAAUAAGAAUAAAUUGUGAAAUUGUUGUUGACUGGAAGUGGUGCUGCUGGGAAAUCAGCAUUUAUGUUUAAAUAUACAGAAAAUAUGUUUACAGAUAGCUAUCUCCCAACAAUCGGAGUGGAUUUUAAGGUAUAGCAUUUUGAAUUAAAUGGUAAAGCCAUAAAAGCAUAGGUAUUAUUAUAUUUAAAAUAAGAUUUGGGAUUGUGCCGGAUAAGAAAGAUUUAUGACUAUAACUUCAAGUUAUUUUAAAGGUGCUCAUGGAAUUUUUAUAUUUUAUGAUGUUACAGAUAAAUAAUCAUUCAAUGAUAUCUAGAAAUGGCUAGAUUGUAUUUUUUAUCAUAAAUUAUAAUAGAGGCAGACAAAUUUGGACAAGCGAGUGUUCCAAAAAUGUUGAUUGGAAAUAAAACAGAUUUAAAAGAUUAAAGAUAAAUUACUUUUGAAGAGGGAAAACAAUUUGCAGAUGCUUCAGGUAUGUCUUUUCUAGGUAUAUUUUUUAAUAUUUAUUAAAGAAAUAUCAGUUAAAGAUGGAUUGAAUGUUUAAUAAGCAAUUUUAUCUAUGACACUUGAAAUCUUAGCAGAAUAAGAAAAAAAUCAAUAAAAAGAAUAAAUUGAAAAAUAAUGA
Messenger RNA from Paramecium sonneborni, 631 nucleotides. The record is from the annotation of a GenBank genome assembly. Lineage: Eukaryota; Ciliophora; Oligohymenophorea; Peniculida; Parameciidae.